AUGCCCAAUGCCCAGGGCUUCUUUCACGGAGCACGGGGUGUUCUUCCUUUGCCCCUUGCAUCCGGACUCAGGAGCUACAUCUUCCUCUUGUCGAGGAUCGCACAAUUCUUGGUUUGGUUCUCCCUGACCACGUCCAUGGUCCUAUCAGGCCUCAUCUGUGGAGUCUAUGUUUUGAACUACCGCACCGGCAGUUUGAGUCAGAUGGUGGGCCGGCCAGAAGGAUCUUGGGUGGAUCUGGUGAAUGCUGCGGGUUCUGGAGCGGUCUUCAUUCUCCUCUUCUGUCAGAUCCAAUACAUCCGUGAUCGCAUCGACCGGGGCGUCCUGAUUCUGGAAGAUGGCUGUAGAUGCAUUGUGUCAACUCCUAACCUCAGUCUUUUGCCGCUUUGGACCUCAGCGUUCCGCCUGUAUUUGUUGGUGUGGUGCGGCGCGGUGGUGUUGCUCCUCUUCAGUUCCGAGCUGCAUCACUCCGUGUCCCUUGCCACCCAUAACCACUACGGCGCAGAUGAUCCGUGGAGCUUCAGCAUCUCGUUUCCCCCCGAGAAGUUCGCCAUGAUGGGCUUUGUGGUCCUGGCGGUGUAUUGGUUUCUGAUGGUGGAUACGGCCUCAGGCAGCUUCAUCUACUACUUCUUCGGACAGCUUUUUCAACUGCAAACCCAAACGGGCGCGCAGAAGUCCUCCUGUCGUUUGAUGAAAGCCUACUGCAUGCUGGCCUUUUAUCACGGAGGAUCGGUGAUCUUAGCCGGGUUCUUGACGAUGUUUCUGUGGCCGGCCCACUUGAUCUUGGGGACGAUUGACGACGCUUCCUCAGGACCAUUGGGCUGCAUCAUCGAGAGCAUUUGCUGCUUUUUGCAGCUCUACGAGGAGUGGUUGGCGCCCUUAGACCUGGAUACCUUGCAGGACAUCUCGCUGCAGGGCAUGGCCUACUUCGAGGCCUCCAAUCAUCUGAAGAAGAACAAUCUCAGCGCGGAGGUUCGGGUCCUCUCCACGCAGAUCCGCUUUUUCCAGCUGGCUGGCUUCGCUCUGGCGGGAGCUCUGGGGUAUUUGACCACGAUGCUAGUGCUGCAAAGCCCAGAGUACAAAGAGGCGUCGUCGCCACACUAUGUGAGCCAAAGCAAGAUGCCCAUUCACCUGGUGGGCGCCGGGCUGGGCCUUUGGUGCUCCUUACCCUUCAUGAGGGUCUUCCACCUGGUCUCAGAGGGCAUUCUCUACGCGAAGUAUGUGGAGCGGCAGAGACAGCCCAAGCCACCGGAAUUGGGUUUCGACAUACUGGGACAUCACUACGACUGUUGCUGA
Messenger RNA from Durusdinium trenchii, 1293 nucleotides. Lineage: Eukaryota; Dinophyceae; Suessiales; Symbiodiniaceae. The record is from the annotation of a GenBank genome assembly.